AGACUCGUAUCUUUCAGUAGGCCGAGGUACUGUUACAAGAGAGGUGAUUUCCCUUCACCUUGCGUUCAAGAAGUAAUGGACGGACGGAUGGACGGAGGCUCGAACUUGCUCGGAAGCUAAUCAGAAGUGAUUGAGCCAGAUUGAAGCCGGUUACUUGUCGUAAUUUGACAUUAGUGCAUUCUAUUUGAACAACGUAGAAACGGCAUUGGUCCAGGGGCCUCAGAUCGAUUUCUGGCUUAUCUUCAGACCAUCUUUCCUGGAUCACCAGGAUCACCAUCAAACUCGAAAUGAGCUUUUUCUCGUCCAUCACGCAAUUUGUCAAUGACGCGGGAUCCACCCUGCAAGAAUCCGCCCGAAAGUUGGUGACCACCACCAGCCGAGAAACGGAUCCGGAGGAUGAUUACUCCUCACCCAGUCGUCUUCAUUUACCUUUGUCGGCUCGGAACUCUCUUUCCACGUCAGUGUCGCCCGUGAUCAGCCGCAAGAACUCCCGCUAUGGGCCCACCUGUGCCGCCUUGACCGUGCCAGGAAUGGAGGGUAGUUGUCUGAGUGGGGUCAGCCCCAUUCCCAGUCCGGCUCGCAGUCGACGAGGCAGCUACAAUCCCCCUUCGAGCAAUCAAGUGCUCAAUUCUGCUCUAUUGAACGCCUCCGUGUCCCCAGGGAAUGGAGCUGGGUCCAUUUGUGGCACAAUUUCUCGACGAAGUUCCAGUUUCCAUGGGCGAGAUCGAAAGCGAAGAAAGGAAACGGAAAUCGUCAUCUCCAGAGAGCGGAAGAAAUCCAUUCAAAAACUGGUGGAAAAACAGCGACCCAAAAUUCAACCCAAAUUGUGCCCCACCUACAUCGACGUGCCUGAGAAAUGGGAUGAGCAUCAGACCAUCGAGACAGGUGUGUCCGAUAUCGACAAUGGAUUUCUGGAGCUCUACGCCGGAUUGCUCUCGGAUCACCAAAAGCGGAAACGUGCUUAUUGCAUAAAAGGAAUGGCCCGAUCAUCCCAUGCCAAAGAUGGACCUCCUUCAGAGCAAUCCCUUGGCAUUGACCCAGCCGUGGAGAUGAUCACCGAUGAAGAGCGACGAUCUCUCUAUCGAGAGGUGCUUUACACGAUCAAUCAUAAGAUCGGGAGUUCUCGGACCCGCGAUUUGUCACCAAUGAGACUUAAGAGUGACUACGGUGGAUUCAACCAAUGCCCUCAGAAUGCCAAUGCCAUCAAAGACAAUCUCAUGAGCUUUGCCCAAAAGGCGUUCCGUAUCACUCGUGAGGAGCAUCAGAAGCUGGUGGAGGAGGCCAAGAGUGACAAGCCUCCUUUGAUUGUCCUGAAUGUGGUGGUGAUUGAGGCCAAAGACCUUGAGGCCAAGGACUCGGAUGGAUUUAGCGAUCCGUAUUGCAUGCUGGGAAUACGUCCAGGUGUAAAGCAUUUAACAGCAGCCAGAACUUCUAGUUCACCGCAAUAUUCGCCCAAAAUGAGCCGACAUGAAGUGCGACGAAGUAGUGCGGACUAUCAGCCUGAUGGGCUAUCGAGCCCGCUUUUGGGCUCCAAUGGCCGCAGAUCGCCAGCCAAUAACAGCGGCUCCAAUUCCCCGGGUGGUCGAGAUCCGGUGAAUGUCGAGGUGAAUGGAGAGAACAAGGAUGAAGUCUCAGCCUUGCCAGAAGCCUUUCACAGCAGAUUGGACAAGCCUAGACGAAGUUUCCGCUUGAGCUUUAGGCGUCGUGAGUCGUCCAAAAAGAAGAAAUCCGAGUCCAAUACUGGAACUAAUGGAGGCGAUGCUACAACCAAUCCCAGUAGCAACACCCUGGGUGCCAAUUUGGUCACUAAUAGCCCAGGCGGCCUUCUCCCCGCCAAGUUUAUCAAGGCCACGACGGUUAAAAGCAACACGCUGUCCCCACAUUGGAAUGAGAGGUUCCGAUUCGACAUAGACGACGUUGCCUCGGAUGUUUUUCAUCUUGACAUUUGGGAUCAUGACGACGAGACGUCUGUUCUCGAUGCCGUGGGUCGUCUCAAUGAGGUGAAAGGCAUGCGAGGUCUGGGUCGCUAUUUCAAGCAAGUCGCCCAAUCCGCCAGAUCCGGCGGUGAGGAUGACUUCUUGGGAAGUGUCAAUUUCCCGGUCAGAGACAUUCCUUCAGCGGGAGUUGAGCAAUGGUACAAACUGGAAGGUCGCUCCACCAAAUCCAACAUUCAAGGUUAUUUGCGAUUAAAACUGUGGCUAUCAACGAGGGAGAAUCGGGGCCUUUCCGAGGAAGAGGAUUUGUGGAACGAGAUCAGGCAGCAUGAGCAAAUCUACAGCGUGUUUUUGGACCACCAAGUUCAUCACCUUAAGUACCCUUGGGAAUGGGAUGGAGAGCUGCCGGAAGCCGCCUGCACCAUCUUGCACCAGCACAUGAUCCAAGGCGACCUGACUGAGCUUCAGGUGGCUGGCCUUCGUUGGCGCUCCUUGUUCAAUCAGGCCAAGAAGGCUCAAAUCAAUUACAAAAUUCUUUAUGAGACCUUGAGGACCUUGGACAAGCGGUGGGACAAGGAUCUUCUGACGGAGAGUGAGGAGCAAUCCUUGGCCAAAUCAUUCAAUGAGUUCAUCGAUUUCGGCCUAGUUCUGAUCCAGAAUCAUCGCCAAUUGUUCCCAGCCGAAAAUGCACCCGCUCAAAUCAAAUUGGAAUAUCUCCUCAGAUGUUUCUACGAGAUCACGGACAUGCGGGUGUCCUCCCGCAGUUGUCCCAAAUAUCCAGAUCUUCGAAUUGCCAUCAUUGCCUCACUUCAACGGGGAACAGUUGAUCUGUUCUACUCUCAUCUGGAUUGCAACGAAGUGGAAGAAAUGAUUGACCAUGGGGUGAAUCUACGUGACGUGCUGCAAAACUUCAUCGAGACCUUGGUUGUGAUCACUUCGGACUUGGAACGAUCCAAAACCGUCUAUCAAGCUCCUUUUGAAGACAUUCUCAGGAUUCCUUACAUCAUCACCAUAUACAAGCAAUAUGACAAAUUGGUGUCCAGGGAUCUGGGCUCACUCAUUCAAAAGGCCGCCGAUUCGGAGAUGAUCGCCAAGGAGCUGGUCCGACAAUUCCAACCGCCGAUUAGUCGGCGUGGAUCUUGUCAGAAUGGGGAAUUCCAAUCUUGCCAAUCGCCGCCGGCCUUUGGCACCAAAUCAAAUUCAGGUCAUCUCCUCGGCUACUAUUUGUUCGAGAUUUGUCUGGCUCUCAAGGACUUCUAUGACCUUCGAGAGCCUCUCCUCCCACCUCAAGAUCGAAGUGCCUUAAUCAUGAAGCCUUCGUUCAGGGACUGGUUCGUCACGGUUCUUCACGUUUGGCUCAAAAUCGUCCUCGAAAAGCUUCCCCAACGAGUGGAACGCUCUCUGGAGACGGAACAACCCAUUGUGGACCCCGAUAACUUGGAAGUGGUCCAUUCAUCUUCAGCUCAUGACUUCACCUCCUCUGUGGCCUUGUUGAAGGAGUUCUGGCGAAUAUUCAACUGGGGCGAGCUUACCAACCCCAGGCCUCAUUUGGCCAUCUUAAUUGAUGCCAUGUGUCAAAGUUCCACGUUGUACACGGACCUCUCUCACAAGGUGCUUUUAGAAGAGACCAAAGGCGAGAAAGGCUUUUAUGCCGAAGGGUCCACCACCAAUUCCCUUCAAUUGGCCGAGAAGGUUGUGAUCACCCUCAACAACUUGGAACAUAUCCUCCAGUACAUUUGUCUGAUUCCCAAAGAGCUCAACUUUGAAGAAGACACGAAAGGCUCGAUGGAUUCGAAUGACUCGGACAAUUUUGAGGAGGAGAGGCUCUCUUGCAGCCUCGGAGAUCAAGGAGGAUUUCUGGCUGAUCUCAUUGCCACAGCCUGUGAUUACACGGACAUUGUUAUUUACACCGUCCUCGAGACGCUCCAAGGAAAAUUGGAAGACGGUCUGAGGAAGCAUAUUUUCCACUUAGCUUGGUCGCCAGAGUCCUUGCCCACCAUGGAUGCUAUUGCUCCCCUCAUGGCCUAUUUGGACAAGCACAUUCAGGCCUUGAAUGCCAAGUUCCUCCGGGGCAACUACAUUCGCUGCCUCCACGUGGUAUGGGAAUCGGUCUUGGCCGAGCUUCGAGAGCAUUCAGACGCCUCCACCGGGGAGAAGAUGCCCAUGUUUUUUGAUCGGCUCCAUGAGGCUCUACAGAUACUGUCCGAGUUCUUCUACGCAGAUGGAGCCGGACUCUCCGAAGGGAAACUUUACACCGAUAAUUUCAAUGAACUUGACAUUCAAUUCAGCCUCAACGGGAAAACCACCGAUCAACUCAUCGACAAGUUCCACCUGGAGCGUCUGGACCUGCAACAACGAAUCCAAUUUGACACACCUCUGUAUGGCAUCCUCACAGUUCGCGUCUAUUUCAACCACGACUCGUUGUUCGUCGAGAUCCUGAAAGCCAGGGACGUCAUCCCAUUGGACAGCAAUGGUUUAAGUGAUCCUUUUGUUGUGAUCGAGCUCUUGCCACAGCGGAUCUUCAAUUGCCACGAACAACAAACCAACAUUCAAAAGGCCACCCUGAACCCGACCUUUGAUGAGUGCUUUGAAUUCCCUGCCUCGACCUAUCAAUGUGUGGAACCUCAUGCCAUGCUACGUUUUACCAUCUUCGACCACGAUAUCUUGUCCUACAAUGACUUUGCUGGCGAGGCCUAUUUGAGCUUGAACACGAUCCCCGGAAUCAAUUGCGACAAAUCCCAAUGGGGUAGUUUCCAUGGGCUGAAACAAAUUCACCUGCCCCUAAUGCUUCAGGAUAGAAAAGACCAUCCAAUUCUUAAGACCUUGGAGGCUCGUGGAAGUGGGGACAAGUUGGCAAUCGACUUUUUGAAAAAUCAGAAAAGUCGAGCUGUCAAUUAGGCUCUUUUCUCUUCGCCAUAGAGCGGACUAAAGAUGUCACCAUAUCAACGGAAAAAGUGUUCCAUCAAAUGGUUGGAAUCAAGAUGAAUGACGAAAAAACACUCCAGGAGAUUCGCUUUGUCAUAAUGUUGGCUUGAUUUGAGUGCAAUGACAAAUCGAUGACUGAAUUUCUGAAGAAAUGGAAACAUACAAGAAGACGACUGUGAUAAACGAACGACCUUAAAUCAAAUAUCAGUAGAUAUUUUUCUUUAUUUCAGUCAAUGAAACCUUAACCGAUGCAAUGAAGUAAAGAGGCACGUGCUAGCUAUCUACGUAUUUCGACAUGAUCAUAGCAAACUAUAUGCUCUAACCUAACCAUAAUAUUUCUUCAAUCUUCUUUAGUGUGAAAUAAAACCGAUUUCUUGGUUGCAGUCA
This is a messenger RNA of Tigriopus californicus, 5246 nucleotides long. RefSeq names its product BAI1-associated protein 3-like (gene unc-13-4A). The transcript is spliced from 25 exons. The coding region runs from base 288 to 4832 and encodes 1514 amino acids. Lineage: Eukaryota; Metazoa; Arthropoda; Copepoda; Harpacticoida; Harpacticidae. The record is from RefSeq and is a predicted model, not a curated record.